Pelmatolapia mariae (spotted tilapia) is the source of this 462-nucleotide messenger RNA. It is a transcript of the gene rgs1, whose product is annotated as regulator of G protein signaling 1. The record is from RefSeq and is a predicted model, not a curated record. Bases 1 to 462 code for a protein of 153 amino acids. Lineage: Eukaryota; Metazoa; Chordata; Actinopteri; Cichliformes; Cichlidae. The transcript has 4 exons.
AUGUGGAAAAUGCCAAAAGGCUUUUCAUUCACUGGUAGAUUCUGUUGCUUUCCCACGGAUCCACUGGGGGAUGUUGAGACUUGGAGUGAGUCUGUGGACAAAGUCCUCAGCUGUAAAGCCGGGCAGAUAGCUUUCCGGGAGUUCCUGAAGUCAGAGUACAGCGAGGAGAAUAUACUGUUUUGGCUCGCCUGUGAGGAGUACAAAAAGAUUAAGACAGUCCCAGAGAUGAUCUCCUCCGCCAACCGGAUCUACUCUGAGUUUGUCCAAACAGAAGCACCAAGACAGAUCAACAUAGACUGCGGUACAAGAGAAAACAUUACAAAUAACAUCUCCCAGCCGACCCUGACUUCGUUUGAUACAGCUCAGAAGCACAUUUACAGUCUGUUGGCCAGGGAUUGCUACCCGCGGUUCCUAAAAUCUGACAUCUAUCAGGGACUCCUGAGGAGAAACGAUUCAAGGUGA